Molecule: messenger RNA, 640 nt
Organism: Dendrobium catenatum
Lineage: Eukaryota; Viridiplantae; Streptophyta; Magnoliopsida; Asparagales; Orchidaceae
Product: biogenesis of lysosome-related organelles complex 1 subunit 2
Exons: 2
Coding region: 27-407 (126 amino acids)
Source: RefSeq, a predicted model, not a curated record
AAAUGAGGUUCGUGGUUCGAUGAUAGAUGGAGGAGAAAAGCCCAUGGCAGAGGAGAGAAGAAACGGAACGGGACAACCUUGCCGAUUCCCUCGAGCGUCUAUUCACAGACGUUUCCGCCAUGGUCAAAGGCGAUCUCCAGGGAACAAAUAACCAGUUAUUGCUUCUAGAAAAAAUGAACGAUAUGGUGGCAAAAGAGUACAGUGGAUAUGGUGAUGUUGCUUCAGGUCUACGAGUCUUUGUUGAACAGCUGAACGAGAAAAGCCGUAGCUUUGAUGAUUAUGUCUCUCAGAUUGAUGCAAUAGAUCAGCAAGUUAAAGAUUUUGAAGCCGUUGUCUCCAUGCUUGAUAACUAUGUCGCUCAACUGGAGAAGAAAGUCCAAUCUGUUUGCCAUAGUUUGCCAUCUUAGCUAUAUAGAUUACAACAGCCAUCUUACAUUGAAGUUUAGGCUUUGUUUGGGACGGCUUUCUUACUGCUUCUUUAAGUACUAAAAAAUUACUUUGAAAAAGCAGUAAGAAAGCCAUUCCAAACUAAGCCUUUAUUCAAAUACUCUGGAACGAAUUCCAUUCUGUUAAACUUUAAUGAAUUUAUUAGACAUAUCAUUAUGUUAAUAAAGGUCAUAUGCAUAUAAAUUUUAAUAUA